Clonostachys byssicola is the source of this 2631-nucleotide messenger RNA. The record is from the annotation of a GenBank genome assembly. Lineage: Eukaryota; Fungi; Ascomycota; Sordariomycetes; Hypocreales; Bionectriaceae.
AUGAGUCUCCUCCGCUCGGCAGCCUGCAGAGUCUGCAGAAGCUCAACGAUUCGGUUCCGCCGAGGUUUUGCGACAGCUAGCACCCAGCAGCCGAGCCAGUCAGCCCACGACAACCAUGUGCGGAUUGUCGAGGUCGGGCCUCGCGACGGACUCCAAAACGAGAAAGUCUCCAUCCCCCUCCAUACCAAGAUAGAGCUUAUCGAGCGUCUGGCAAAAACCGGUGUUUCAACAAUUGAAGCCGGGUCCUUUGUCUCGCCAAAAUGGGUUCCCCAGAUGGCGAACUCGAGCGAGAUCCUGGAACACAUCCUCCAGCAGAAGAUUGCAUCCCCCGUCCCCGUGUCGUACUCCUUCCUGGCGCCCAACAUCAAGGGCCUCGAGAACGCAGCUGGCCUGCUGAGGCAGAACCCCGGGGCGUUCGCGACGCAGCUCAGCCCCGCGGCCGAGGGUGACAAGGUCUCGACGCCGGAGAUCGAGGUGGCCGUCUUCGCGGCGGCGACGGAGAGCUUCUCCCAGCGGAACCUCAACUGCGACAUCCAGACCUCCCUCGAGCGGUUCAAGGCGGUGAUCCAGGACUCCAAGGCCAUUGGCCUGCGCGUGCGGGCCUACAUCUCCGUGGUGCUGGGGUGCCCCUUUGAGGGGUUCGACGUCGACCCGCACAGGGUGGCCGAGAUCGCCGCGGACCUGCUCGAGUCGGGCGCGGACGAGAUCUCGCUGGGCGACACGACGGGCAUGGGCACGGCGCCGCGGACGAGCAACCUGCUCAAGUGCCUGGCGGCGGCGGGGAUCCGGACCGAGGACACGGCCAUGCACUUCCACGACACGUACGGGCAGGCGCUUGUCAACACGGCCGUGUCGCUGGAGCACGGGAUCCGGACGUUUGAUAGUAGUGUGGGCGGGCUGGGCGGGUGUCCGUACAGCCCCGGGGCGACGGGCAACGUUGCCACGGAGAAUAUGGUGUACUUCCUGGAGACGCUGGGGAUGAGCACGGGCGUGGACUUGGAUGCGAUGGCAGAUAUUGGCUCUUGGAUUUCUGGGGAGCUGGGUAGGCAAAACGAUAGCAGUGUGGGCAAGGCUGUAUUAGGACAGCUAGCCACCAUGUCGGACCCCCGUGAGUCGUCGUCAUACUCGGUCGUGCCGAGGCUUCGGUACAACACUGUUGGCGGUAUCAACGGCCCUCUGGUUAUUCUUGAGAAUGUCAAAAAUCCCAAGUACAACGAGAUUGUUACCCUUACUCUGGGCGAUGGCACACAACGAUCCGGUCAGGUUCUGGAGGCUCGAGGUGACCGAGCUGUUGUCCAGGUCUUCGAAGGAACUUCUGGUAUCGAUGUGAAGAAGACCAAUGUCGAGUUCACAGGCCAGAGCUUGAAGCUCGGUGUCUCAGAGGACAUGCUUGGCCGAGUCUUCGAUGGAUCCGGUCGAGCCAUGGACAAGGGCCCCAAGGUCUUGGCUGAGGAUUACAUUGACAUCAACGGAAGUCCUAUUAACCCAUUCUCCCGAGAAUACCCCGAGGAGAUGAUUUCGACUGGUAUCUCCGCCAUUGACACCAUGAACUCAAUUGCUCGUGGUCAGAAGAUCCCCAUUUUCUCCUCAGCUGGUCUGCCUCACAACGAAAUUGCCGCCCAGAUUUGUCGACAGGCAGGUCUUGUCAAGAAGCAGGGUGUCACCAACAAGGGUGUUCAUGAUGGCCACGAGGACAACUUCUCCAUCGUCUUCGGUGCCAUGGGUGUCAACUUGGAAACCGCUCGUUUCUUCACCAACGAUUUCAAGCAGAACGGCAGUCUGGAGCGUACCACACUGUUUGUUAACAUUGCUAGCGAUCCUACUAUCGAACGUAUCAUUACACCUCGUCUUGCCCUGACGACGGCUGAAUACUACGCCUACCAGCUCGAGAAGCACGUCCUGGUCAUUCUUACCGACUUGUCUUCUUACUGCGAUGCCCUCCGUGAAGUCUCGGCGGCCCGUGAAGAAGUCCCAGGUCGACGUGGUUACCCCGGUUACAUGUACACUGAUUUGUCGACCAUCUACGAGCGUGCUGGACGUGUGACUGGCCGCAAUGGCUCCAUCACCCAGAUCCCCAUUCUGACCAUGCCCAACGAGGAUAUUACUCACCCUAUUCCCGAUCUUACUGGUUAUAUUACCGAGGGACAGAUCUUCGUCGACCGUCCCAUGUACAACCGUGGUAUCUACCCUCCCAUCAACGUGCUUCCAUCGCUGUCGCGUUUGAUGAAGUCUGCCAUUGGUGAGGGUAUGACCCGUCGUGACCACGGUGAUGUUUCCAACCAGCUGUACGCCAAGUACGCCAUCGGUCGUGAUGCCGCUGCCAUGAAGGCUGUGGUGGGUGAGGAAGCUCUGUCAAACGAAGAUAAGCUCUCUCUCGAAUUCUUGGAUAAGUUCGAGCGUCAAUUCAUCAGCCAGGGUGCCUACGAAUCUCGCAGCAUUUUCGAGUCCCUUGAUUUGGCAUGGAGCCUCCUCCGUAUCUACCCCAAGGAGCUUCUCAACCGUAUCCCCGCCAAGGUCCUCAACGAGUACUACCAGCGUGCCCAGAAGGAGGCCAAGUCAAAGGGAAAGCAGAAGGCUGCCGCUGACGCUACAAGCCAGCAGCAGGCCGAGGGAAACCUGGUUGAAGUGUAA